Molecule: messenger RNA, 511 nt
Organism: Xenopus tropicalis (tropical clawed frog)
Lineage: Eukaryota; Metazoa; Chordata; Amphibia; Anura; Pipidae
Product: protein kinase C delta type-like
Exons: 3
Coding region: 61-423 (120 amino acids)
Molecular function (GO): ATP binding; protein serine/threonine kinase activity
Source: RefSeq, a predicted model, not a curated record
CAAAGGAAGGAGUACAACGCAGCAGCUGAUUGGUGGUCAUUGGGCGUUGUCAUCUACGAAAUGGCCACCAACAUUCUUCCAUUUUUCAGCGGGCAAUCGGUAGUCUAUGAGGAGCCCAUAUAUUUCAGAUGUCGCAGUACAGAAAUGGUGGAUCUCCUGCAAGCGCUACUUAAGAAAGACCAACAUCAACGCCUUGGCACCACUGGGAAGAUCAGGGAGCACCCUUUCUAUGGAUCUAUCGAUUGGGUGAAACUGGAAGAACGCACAGUAACAUCACCUUUCAUGCCCAUGGUGUGUUCAUUUGAGGACUUCAGUGACUCCACUGGAGAAUCCUCAUCAUUUGUGUCAGUUCCCAGUGAAGACGACAGCAAUAACACCGUCCUUGAAGGGUUCUCUUUCCUGGAUCCCAGUGGGCAGGAGUAAGUGUUGGCUGCAAUAGGACAUCCAUGGCAGUCAGCUAUAGACAUCGGCACCAUUUCUGAAUAACCUUUACACUGCUAUGUGGAAGCUA